Messenger RNA from Melanotaenia boesemani (Boeseman's rainbowfish), 1209 nucleotides. Its product is annotated as ADP-ribosylation factor 4. Gene Ontology annotation, molecular function: GTPase activity; GTP binding. Gene Ontology annotation, biological process: intracellular protein transport; vesicle-mediated transport. Bases 185 to 727 code for a protein of 180 amino acids. NCBI's taxonomy places the organism in Eukaryota, Metazoa, Chordata, Actinopteri, Atheriniformes, Melanotaeniidae. The transcript is spliced from 6 exons. Gene Ontology annotation, cellular component: plasma membrane; cytoplasm. The record is from RefSeq and is a predicted model, not a curated record.
GACGUCAAUUGCUCCGCGUUGGCCUGGACGUGGCACCGAGGAGGAGCUGCGCCCACAGACCGCUCUUCUCAGCCUGUUCUGCGUCAGUUUCCCGGCUUCUGACAGCAGCUUCUUCGGACUGAAGACCCCCAUCCUCCACCGCCAGGUUCUCCCGCCCCUCUGCUCCAACGGAAUCCCGUUCAACAUGGGUCUGACCAUCUCAUCUCUCUUCUCCAGGCUGUUCGGGAAGAAGCAGAUGAGGAUACUGAUGGUGGGUCUGGAUGCAGCCGGAAAAACCACCAUCCUGUAUAAACUGAAGCUCGGAGAAAUCGUCACCACCAUCCCAACUAUUGGUUUCAACGUGGAGACUGUGGAGUACAAAAAUAUCUGCUUCACAGUCUGGGACGUUGGUGGUCAGGACAAGAUCAGACCUCUUUGGAGACACUACUUCCAGAACACACAGGGUCUGAUCUUCGUGGUGGACAGCAACGACAGGGAGAGAGUCGCUGAGUCAGCGGAGGAGCUCUCCAAGAUGAUCCAGGAAGACGAGUUAAAGGAGGCGGUGCUUCUGGUGUUUGCAAACAAACAGGAUCUUCCCAACGCCAUGGGGGUCAGUGAACUCACCGACAAACUGGGCCUGCACAGCCUGCGCAGCAGAACCUGGCACGUUCAGGCCACCUGUGCCACUCAGGGUACUGGUCUUUAUGAAGGUCUGGAUUGGUUAUCCAAUGAGCUGUCGAAACGCUAGGUCAGCUGACAGGAAACAGGAAGUAGCAGACUGAUGUCACCGUGUACAGACUGAGGAGGAAGAGGAGGAGGAGCCUUUCACAGGACUGGUUCUGGGUUCUUUGAGGGUUUUCUUUUUCAUUUUAUUUUUUUUUAAAUUAUAAAUGUGUGUCUGUAGGAGGAAGUGAUGUCAUGGACACUGAGCUCACCUGGUUUCCCAUCAUCCUCUUCUUCUUUUGCAGGUGUUUGUUAGAUUGAUUUGUUCUCUUUUAAUCCGCAUGUUUUAGCUCCAGAUCAUGUGAUGGGAAAAGAGGGGCGGGGCUUAUGAUGGGUGACAGUUACCUAUGAGUUGAGGAGGCGGGGCUUGUGGCAGGUAACGGUUACCUGGUCAUCUGAUGACUCAUUCCACAGAGCCGAACCUGACGGCCUCGUUAUUCCUCAUUAAUGUGAAGAAGAAGAAACGCAGAGAUGGUCGUGAUGCAAUAAAGUUUGUUUUUCUUCUCA